Impatiens glandulifera is the source of this 1215-nucleotide messenger RNA. Its product is annotated as putative ubiquitin-conjugating enzyme E2 38. The coding region runs from base 97 to 1215 and encodes 372 amino acids. The record is from RefSeq and is a predicted model, not a curated record. Gene Ontology annotation, molecular function: ubiquitin conjugating enzyme activity. The transcript has 7 exons. Lineage: Eukaryota; Viridiplantae; Streptophyta; Magnoliopsida; Ericales; Balsaminaceae.
AUCCUUAUCAUUACGAACCUAGAGAGGGGGAACAACGGAGAAAACAUCGCUCAGUCGCUCGCUGCUAAGUUUUGAUCGCCGUUUUCUUCAAGAGAUAUGGAUCGUAUUAACCAUUUGAAGUUGCAAGCUUACCUUGAUUCCAUCUCAAACAAGGAAAUUCAAAAUCAGGGACCUAUCAUUGAGGAAUUGGGGAAAUCUGGAUCUCAUGAAAAUAAUGAUGCUAGUUAUCAAGGUCUUUCAGAUUAUGAUGAUAGCAACGGAUAUGAAUCGGAUGAUUGCCUCCGAGCGCUGCAAACUCAAGUAGAUAAAGUUCUGGCGACAGUUGCUUUCCCCAAUUAUACUAUUCCUAGUGGCGAAGACAUGACUGAGUUUAAACAUUAUGGGAGAUUCGAUUUUGUGGAUAGGUUUCCAAAUCACUUCUUUGAAACAUUGAAUCUGCACAAGCCUUCGUCGAUGUGGAUUAAGAGAGUCCAGGAAGAGUUGAAAUUUCUGGACAACAUGCCAGACUCCAUAAAUGUUAAAGCAUGUGAAGCAAGGAUGGAUCUUAUCCAGGCCGUCAUAGUGGGAUCAGCUGGAACCCCAUAUCACGAUGGUCUCUUUGUCUUUGAUCUCGCCUUCCCUCCUUCAUAUCCAGAUGUACUCCCGAUUGUUUACUACCAUUCGGGUGGUCUUCAAUUGAACCCAAACAUGUCCAAAGAUGGGAUAGUGCGAUUGAACACAUGGAAGCUUGAGAAAGGUGAACCGAUACCGAAAAUGUCAACCAUGGCACAAGUUUUGUGCUCCAUACAAGUUUUGAUUUUCAACUCUAAACCCUUUUUCAAUGAACCUGGAAAUUCAAAAAUUUAUGUUGGAAAAAAGGGUAAAAAGAAGUCUAAGGAUUACAAUGAAUCUGUCUUCAUCCUAUCACUAAAGACAAUGAUGAACACACUUACAAGCCCACCAAAGCAUUUUGAAGAGUUGAUUAGGUGGCACUUUCGUGUUCGUGCACAUCAUAUUUUGUCGGCUUGCAAAUCUUACAUAGACGGUACUCCAAUAGGGGCGUUUGGAGGAGGAUUUUUUGGUGACGAUGAUCAUUCUGGUCCAAGCAAUGAGUUUAAGAUUGCGUUGUGUGGAAUGAUGGAUGGUUUAGUCAACAAAUUUAUUGAUAACGGAGCAACCGACUGUGAGAAAUUUCGCUACGUAAAGUGGCAUCCAUCUAUGAAGUCUAAUAUUUAG